Molecule: messenger RNA, 3735 nt
Organism: Phascolarctos cinereus (koala)
Lineage: Eukaryota; Metazoa; Chordata; Mammalia; Diprotodontia; Phascolarctidae
Gene: PAQR3
Product: progestin and adipoQ receptor family member 3
Cellular component (GO): membrane
Molecular function (GO): signaling receptor activity
Source: RefSeq, a predicted model, not a curated record
CGGCGGCCGCGCCCAGGAGCGGGGAGGGUCCCCGGGCGCCGCGUCGCCGCCCCCGCUGCCUCGGGGCCCGUCCGCCGUCCGGCCGAGGAAGGGGGCGGCGCUGGCGGCGGCCGCGAUGCACCCGAAGCUGCUGAAGAACGCGCACUACAUCGAGCUGGGCAGCUACCAGUACUGGCCCGUGCUGGUGCCGCGCGGCAUCCGCCUCUACACCUACGAGCAGAUCCCCGUGUCGCUCAAGGACAACCCCUACAUCACGGACGGCUACCGGGCCUACCUGCCCUCGCGCCUCUGCCUCAAGAGUUUGUUUAUCUUAUCCAAUGAGACAGUAAACAUCUGGAGUCAUUUGCUGGGCUUCUUCCUCUUCUUCACACUGGGUAUAUAUGACAUGACUUCUGUAUUACCUUCAGCAAGAGCUUCUAGAGAAGAUUUUGUCAUUUGUUCUAUUUGUCUUUUCUGCUUUCAGGUCUGCAUGCUUUGUUCUGUAGGCUAUCACCUUUUCUCUUGUCAUCGUUCAGAAAAAACCUGUCGGCGAUGGAUGGCAUUAGAUUAUGCCGGAAUUUCUGUUGGCAUACUGGGUUGCUAUGUGUCAGGAGUAUUUUAUGCAUUUUAUUGUAAUAAUUACUGGCGUCAGGUCUAUCUGAUUAUGGUGCUUGCUAUGAUCCUCACCGUCUUCUUUGCUCAGAUUCAUCCCAAUUACCUCACUCAACAGUGGCACAGACUUCGUUCCAUUAUCUUUUGUUCAGUGUCUGGGUAUGGAGUGAUUCCCACCAUUCACUGGGUCUGGCUCAAUGGUGGUGUUGGUGCGCCUAUUGUACAGGAGUUUGCGCCUCGUGUGAUUGUGAUGUAUGUGAUCGCUCUUGUUGCUUUCCUCUUCUAUAUCUCCAAAGUCCCAGAAAGAUACUUUCCAGGACAGCUAAACUACCUCGGGUCGAGCCACCAAAUAUGGCACAUCCUUGCAGUGAUCAUGUUGUAUUGGUGGCAUCAGUCCACAGUGACUGUCAUGCGGUACAGACACAGCAAGCCUUGUCCUGACUAUAUUCCACAUUUGUGAAUGCAGGUAUGGCAACCUGGUAUAGUCAAAUGUCGAGCAAUAUUAGAUGGUGGAAACUGUCUAUUCUUAAUACUUCGAAUGUGCUGUUUUUCUUUUGUUAUCUUAAGGUGUGUAUCAUGAUUAAUAUUUUGUGAAAGUUUUAAAAAAUACACUCAGGGGGAUUUAUAGUUGCCCAGUAAGUAACUUAAUGGGCCUCACAACUUAUUUAAUUUUGCUGUAUGUAUUCAGCUUCUCACGUAUGCCAACUUAACAACAACAAAGAGUGUUAAACCAAUCUAUAUCGUUGAAAAUGAAGUUAUUUUAUUUACCAGCUUUAUUUCUCUAGGAAGCAUUCAACAUUACUGGAAGAUGGCAUCUGUGACUACAGAAUUAUUCUUGUAUUCACCCCUAUUGUUUAUAAACGAAGAUAAAAAAAAAGUCAAGUUUAAGUGCCUGAUCAAGCCAAUAAUAGCCUGAGUACUAGAGUAGUGGAUCUGAAUAAUCAUUUGGAUUUGACUUAAGUUUACAACAAGGUCUCUUUUUUUUUCCUUUACUUUGAAAAUACUAAUUAUCAAAUGGUUGUGUUGUAUAGGUUUUCAGAAGAACAUUGCCCCUUUCAGGUUUUAGGGUUUGUCAUAAUAAACUUUUUUGUUACCUCCCAUGAAUUUUAGCUCUGAAACUUGAUUUUAAACAAGCUUGGAAUAUAUACAGAUGUAGAUUAACUAUAUGGUCAUUCUCAUUGGAAACUAAGAUGAUUUAGCAAUGAGACCAUAUUCUUAUUAUUAGAUCAGCCACAAUAGCUAAUUUCAUCUGUCUUUCCAAGCUUUGAACAUUAAUGCAAAGAAAGGGCCCCAGAAUUCCCCAGAGCUGGAGUCAUGCUAAGCAUUCACACAUGUAACCAUUUUCCUAGAAACUGAGGAUCAAAAUUCCUGAUAAAAGAUCCCAGCUUCAUAGGAGUAUUGCCAAGGCUUCAUUUUGAAAUCAGCCGUUAGCUUUGGAGUAAAAGCACUGAUUCUCAAAGUUCUUGGUCUUAGGACCCCUUUUACACUCUUAAAAAUUGAGGAUUCCAAAACGUCUUUGUGGAUUGUAUCUAUUGAUGCUUUUUUUUAGAAAUAAAACAUCUUGGUAUUAUUACGACAAUAGGUUUUAUUUCUUGGCUGUCUUAAAGGGUUCCAGGGAACUCCAACCACACUUUGAGAACCACUGGAGUACAGUAAUACAAGUACCCAAUUGGAUUAGUUAUGGUUCUUCAUACUCUUGUCCCCUAAUGUUAGCAUUGUGAUUAUACUACAGUAUUGUCAUAGAAAUAACCAAUAUUUGGAGUCUCAAAAUUGGAAUUAUUUCCAUUUAUGUACUUAGACAUGCAAUCUCAGUGUUCUGUCAAAGAAAUGUUUUGGAUUCUCUUGUUCUAAUAUACAUAAGAUAAACACUGAAGAACAAGAGGGCUAUGGUGUUAAAAUGUAAUGCUUCAAAAGUUAAAUUGAAAACUUGAACAGGCUUUUAAAAAAUAAACUAUACUUCAUGAGUUAAUAGUGUAUUUGAAGAAAAUUAGAAUUGCUCGACUUUCCUAAGGAAUGUUGAAUAACACAUUCAAAUUAUACAUCUGGUAUGACCUUUAGAAUGCUAAUUUUGCCUUCAUUUAUCCAUCUAGAAAAUGGAAAUGUUAACUUUUCUCCCCCAGCUUUUGAGAUACUCAAGUGCAGUAUAUAGGUAAAGUUUCCUUUUUUUUUUUUUUGUUAAAGAAACAGCGUUUCACAUUUUCCGGUGGCACUCCCACUUUGAAAAUGGCUAUACAGUAGUUAACCCCAUCAUGCCUUUAGAAAGCUCCUCAAAACAUUGGCUGUAUAUCCUCUCAAGCAUUUCUUAUUUUAACAUUUUUGCCUUCAAACAAUCAAUCAUUUUGCCUUCUUGGGCAAAGGAAAAAGGAUCUGUGCUAUGCCACAGUAGUUACAGGUAACUUAAAGAGUUCAUCUGGGUCUUCAACCUGAUUAUUGUCAAGUCUCUUCAGCAUAAACAAAUAAAUUUGUUCUUUGCAACAUUAUUUGAUACUUAUACAAUGGCAUGAGCAAGGUUUUUUAAAUGGACUAUACUAGUCUCGGGGAGAAUUGUAUAAGAAACAUCUCAACACUUAAAGCCUUUAUUCUUGUAAAUUUUGUACUACUUGUAAAUCUUAAUGUGGUAUAUUUAUUUGUUGAGGUGUUAAUGAAUGUAGGUUGCAAACAACUCUAAACACUUCAGUUUGUCAAUACUGACUGACCACUACUUGUGUGUGAACUCCACACUGGUAUUUUUAGAAGUCUUAUUAGUUAACAUUAAAUGACUACUUACAACUUGCCUCCCAAAUUUGAGCCUUUAUAAAUGUACAUCUGUUCAUUUUAUUUUCCAAACUUGUCAGUAAAGCAAGUUUAAAAGCGCACUAAUAUUCUAAUUACUAAUAAAACUUGAGUUCUGCCAGGAUCAGAAGCUGCUUUAAACUGUAGACUAAAAAAUUUUUUUUAAGUUUGGAGCCAUUUUGAAUUUUGUAUAGUAAUUUAUGGGUUAGUAGUCAACUAGCUUUAAUAACACAAGUAUCUUUGUAUAAAGUCAAGCCAUUAGCAACAAGUAGCAAAGAUAUUGUCGCUUUGUGUUUAUACUGAGUGCAAUUUACAGUGGGCUGCAUGGAAAAAAUAUGUAUUCUGUAAAUAAAUGGGAUUUAUUAAAACAUA